AUGGCCGCGAAUCCGGCCCAAGCGGAAGAACAGCUGCUGGAUUUGUUGCUUACCCUCAAGAAAACCACAGAUGCGGAAGCUAGAGCCCUGCUCAAUUCGCAACCUCAGAUUGCAUAUGCUCUGAUGGCUACCAUGGUGAAGAUUAACGCGGUGAAACCGGAGGUGGUGCAGGACAUUCUCGCGAAGCAGGGAGCUUUGCCUAGAUCCUUAAGCGCACUUCCAGCGACGUCUGCACCUCCAGCAAUGCCCCCGCAGCCACCUUCGGCCAUUCCGCCCCACUUGCAAGGCCCUGGUGUCCAACGCGGAGCCCCACCUGGCCCUGGUUCUGCAUCGCUUCCAGAUUCUUUGGCCGGGCUCCCCGAAGAACAGAAAGUAUUGAUCCAACGCGUAAUUACAAUGACCCCCGAAGAGGUCUAUCAGCUUCCUCCAGCAGACAGAGAGAGCAUCAUCAAGCUGCGUGCUACACUAGGAAUGUCAACCUAA
Epithele typhae is the source of this 483-nucleotide messenger RNA. RefSeq lists its product as uncharacterized. Lineage: Eukaryota; Fungi; Basidiomycota; Agaricomycetes; Polyporales; Epitheliaceae. The transcript has 6 exons. Gene Ontology annotation, molecular function: mRNA binding. The coding region runs from base 1 to 483 and encodes 160 amino acids. Gene Ontology annotation, biological process: mRNA 3'-end processing. The record is from RefSeq and is a predicted model, not a curated record. Gene Ontology annotation, cellular component: mRNA cleavage and polyadenylation specificity factor complex.